AUGUCCAUUGAAGGUCAUUUAAAGGCCGAUGGCCAGCAUCGGCAGAGCAUAAGUUGGUGCGAUAUGGGGAACGUCCUAUCGAGUCUGGCCACAUUCGGGGAAGAUGACAAGAGAAGUCCUUCGCGAAAGGGCAGAUAUCGGUCAAGAGAGAAUCAUCAUUGCAAUAGCUAUGAGGAAGCUCCCGCAAAAUACGAUUUGAACGCUACAUUAAACGGGGUGCUUGUUGCCUGUGAAGACCUCAUCAAAGCAGAGACAGAGAAUGCACAGCUGCGAAACCAGGACAGGCUGGAGAGGAGGAAACACAGAAAAAAGAGGUCUGUGAUUGCUCAAGUGCAACCGCAACCUCAGCAGCAAACACCGGAGGUGCCACUGCAAGGGCAUCUUCCGGUUCCCCAUGUCUCUGCGUCAGAAAUGCACGAUGUACAUCCACCUCUUCCACAAACAACAAGAAACGAAAUGGCAUAUCCGACCGAUUUCCCGGGAGUUCCAGGCGCUUUCCCUCCAGCAAUGGGGACCAAUGGCGAGAGUGGGUGA
Molecule: messenger RNA, 534 nt
Organism: Ophidiomyces ophidiicola
Lineage: Eukaryota; Fungi; Ascomycota; Eurotiomycetes; Onygenales; Onygenaceae
Exons: 2
Coding region: 1-534 (177 amino acids)
Source: RefSeq, a predicted model, not a curated record